This is a messenger RNA of Juglans microcarpa x Juglans regia, 671 nucleotides long. RefSeq names its product ubiquitin fusion degradation protein 1 homolog. The record is from RefSeq and is a predicted model, not a curated record. The transcript has 3 exons. The coding region runs from base 16 to 300 and encodes 94 amino acids. Gene Ontology annotation, cellular component: VCP-NPL4-UFD1 AAA ATPase complex. Lineage: Eukaryota; Viridiplantae; Streptophyta; Magnoliopsida; Fagales; Juglandaceae. Gene Ontology annotation, molecular function: polyubiquitin modification-dependent protein binding.
UUUGUUUCAGUUAUAAUGGCCCCUUCAGCUCUGGACCGCCUAGCAUCUUUACAUAUUGAUUAUCCAAUGUUGAUUGAACUUCGGAAUGAUGCUGCUGAGCGGAUUUCUCAUUAUGGGGUUCUUGAGUUCAUUGCAGAAGAAGGCAUGAUCUAUAUGCCUUAUUGGAUGAUGGAGAACAUGCUCUUACAAGAGGGGGACAUUGUUCGUGUAAAAAAUAUGACUCUUCCGAAGGGAACCUAUGUCAAGUUGCAACCCAACACAAAGGACUUUUUGGAUAUCUCUAACCCAAAAGCUAUGUGAGUUGCUGAGUUUUUUGUUAUAUGAUAUUAGUUAGUGCAUAUUUGGUAUUUUGAGUCCGCUGUACUUUUUUUUGGGCAAAGAAAGGGAUUCAUGCAGUUGAUCUGAUUGAUUAUGAAUGUAUGCAUCCAUCAUCCCUUGUCCUGGUUUUGACACAUUUAUGAUAUUCCAUAUUAUGAUAGCUCAAUUACUACUCUGAACUAAAAGGUCCACUGCCGAUUCUCUAUGGAAGAACGGAGUUAAAAUGAAGGACCCUUGUAAGCUAGAAGAAGAAUAUAAACAACUUAUUAAAAUAAUAAUACAUGCUACUUUAUUGUUCUCUCCUUGUCAUGCCCAACCCUUGUUCCACAGUGUAAUAUGUAUGUGGUCUAUCC